AUGGUGGACAAAUGUUUGAAUCAGAGCCUUUCAGUGGUCAUGAAAAGGGAUGACCUGGUUAGGAUCAACCAGGAAAGUCAGGACACAAAUCUGAAUCAGGAUUUUAUGAAAAAUAACAAGACAUCAGCUCACAAGAGAAUUGAAUUAAGAAAAACCCUUAGUUUAAAUUCAAGCCAUAUACCAACACUGAUUAUUAAAAAGGGAAUCUAUUCAGGAUUGAAGCCUGAGGAAUGCAAUAAAUGUCACACUGUGUAUCCUCCCAGUGGGCCUGAUCAACUACAGGCUGGAGAGAAAUUUGAUACCACUAUGAUACCUGGAAAAUCUCUCCAGUUCUGUGAGCCUCUUAAUCAGCAUGACAAUAUUCACAUCAUGAAGCAGCCAUUUGGACCCACUGGACAAGCAAAAGUCUUCACAAGAAAGAUGUUCUGGAAAUCUGAGAGGGUUCAUAUGGCAGAAAACUGUAAUAAGUUAACUGUCACUUUUGGAAAAGCAACUCAAAUAGAAAAAGCUAUCCAGGAAAAUUCUAGCCUCAAUAUGCAUCAACAAACUCACACAAGAAAGAAAUUUUAUAAGUACAUUAGCUAUGUUGAACCUGUCAUUCACCAAUCACAUCUUGCAAUAAAUCAGAGACUAAAUACAAGGGAAAAACUUUACACAUCCUUUGGACAAAAGUCAGUCCUCAGGAAAUGUGAACAAAUUCACACAGCAGAGAAACCUCAUGAAUCUAGUGACUGUGGAAAAGCCUUUACACAAAGGUCAUACCUCAUAAACCAUCAGCGAAUUCACACAGGGGAGAAACUUUAUAAAUGCCUUCAUUGUGGAAGAGGCUUUCUGUGGAAGUCAGUCCUCAUCCCCUAUGAAUGUAAUGACUGUGGAAAAGCCUUUGGACAAAAGUCAGACCUCAUCAUACACCAGCAAAUUCACACAGGGGAUAACCCUCAUGAAUGUAAUGACUGUGGAAAAGCCUUUGGACAAAAAUCAGACCUCAUAAAACAUCAGCAAAUUCACACAGGGGAGAAACCCUAUGAAUGUAAUGACUGUGGAAAAGCCUUUGGAGGCAAGUCAAACCUCAUCAUACAUCAGCGAAUUCACAGAGAGGAGAAACUUCAUAAAUGUAAUGACUGUGGAAAAGCAUUUGGAAGAAAGUCAUACCUCAUAUUACACCAGAGAAUUCAUACAGGGGAGAAACCUCAUGAAUGUAAUGACUGUGGAAAAGCCUUUGGAAGAAAGUCACACCUCAUCAUACAUCAGCUAAUUCACACAGGGGAGAAACCUCAUAAAUGUAAUGACUGUGGAAAAGCCUUUGCACGAAAGUCAGACCUCAUCGUACACCAGCGAAUUCACACAGGGCAGAAACCUCAUGAAUGUAAUGACUGUGGAAAAGCCUUUGGACAAAAGUCAGACCUCAUAAACCAUCAGCGAAUUCACACAGGGGAGAAACCCUAUGAAUGUAAUGACUGUGGGAAAGCCUUUGGACGCAAGUCAAACCUCAUCAUACAUCAGCGAAUUCACAGAGAGGAGAAACUUCAUAAAUGUAAUGACUGUGGAAAAGCAUUUGGAAGAAAGUCAUACCUCAUAUUACACCAGAGAAUUCAUACAGGGGAGAAACCUCAUGAAUGUAAUGACUGUGGAAAAGCCUUUGGAAGAAAGUCACACCUCAUCAUACACCAGCGAAUUCACACAGGGGAGAAACCUCAUAAAUGUAAUGACUGUGGAAAAGCCUUUGCACGAAAGUCAAACCUCAUCAUACACCAGCGAAUUCACACAGGGCAGAAACCUCAUGAAUGUAAUGACUGUGGAAAAGCCUUUGGACAAAAGUCAGACCUCAUAAACCAUCAGCGAAUUCACACAGGGGAGAAACCCUAUGAAUGUAAUGACUGUGGGAAAGCCUUUGGACGCAAGUCAAACCUCAUCAUACAUCAGCGAAUUCACAGAGAGGAGAAACUUCAUAAAUGUAAUGACUGUGGAAAAGCAUUUGGAAGAAAGUCAUACCUCAUAUUACACCAGAGAAUUCAUACAGGGGAGAAACCUCAUGAAUGUAAUGACUGUGGAAAAGCCUUUGGAAGAAAGUCACACCUCAUCAUACACCAGCGAAUUCACACAGGGGAGAAACCUCAUAAAUGUAAUGACUGUGGAAAAGCCUUUGCACGAAAGUCAAACCUCAUCAUACACCAGCGAAUUCACACAGGGCAGAAACCUCAUGAAUGUAAUGACUGUGGAAAAGCCUUUGGACAAAAGUCAGACCUCAUAAACCAUCAGCGAAUUCACACAGGGGAGAAACCCUAUGAAUGUAAUGUCUGUGGAAAAGCCUUUGGACGCAAGUCAGACCUCAUAAAACAUCAGCGAAUUCACACAGGGCAGAAACCUCAUAAAUGUAAUGACUGUGGAAAAGCCUUUGGACAAAAGUCAGACCUCAUCGUGCACCAGAGAAUUCACACAGGGGAGAAACCUCAUAAAUGUAAUGACUGUGGAAAAGCAUUUGGAAGAAAGUCAUACCUCAUAUUACACCAGAGAAUUCAUACAGGGGAGAAACCUCAUGAAUGUAAUGACUGUGGAAAAGCCUUUGGACACAAGUCACACCUCAUCAUACACCAGCAAACUCACACAGGGGAGAAACCUCAUGAAUGUAAUGACUGUGGAAAAGCAUUUGGAUGCAAGUCAAACCUCAUGAAACAUCAGCGAAUUCACACAGGGGAGAAACCUCAUGAAUGUAAUGACUGUGGAAAAGCCUUUGGACAAAAGUCAGACCUCAUAAAACAUCAGCGAAUUCACACAGGGGAGAAACCCUAUGAAUGUAGUGACUGUGGAAAAGCAUUUGGACAAAAGUCAGACCUCAUAAAACAUCAGCGAAUUCACACAGGGCAGAAACCUCAUAAAUGUAAUGACUGUGGAAAAGCCUUUGGACAAAAGUCAGACCUCAUCGUGCACCAGAGAAUUCACACAGGGGAGAAACCUCAUAAAUGUAAUGACUGUGGAAAAGCAUUUGGAAGAAAGUCAGACCUCAUCAUACACCAGAGAAUUCACACAGAGGAGAAACCUCAUGAAUGUAAUGACUGUAGAAAAGCCUUUGGACAAAAAUCAGACCUCAUAAACCAUCAGCGAAUUCACACAGGGGAGAAACCCUAUGAAUGUAAUGACUGUGGAAAAGCCUUUGGACGCAAGUCAAACCUCAUGAAACAUCAGCAAAUUCACACAGGGCAGAAACCUCAUAAAUGUAAUGACUGUGGAAAAGCCUUUGGACAAAAGUCACACCUCAUCAUACACCAGCAAAUUCACACAGGGCAGAAACCUCAUGAAUGUAAUGACUGUGGAAAAGCAUUUGGAAGAAAGUCAGACCUCAUCAUACACCAGAGAAUUCACACAGGGGAGAAACCUCAUGAAUGUAAUGACUGUAGAAAAGCCUUUGGACAAAAAUCAGACCUCAUAAACCAUCAGCGAAUUCACACAGGGGAGAAACCUCAUGAAUGUAAUGACUGUGGAAAAGCCUUUGGACGCAAGUCAAACCUCAUGAAACAUCAGCAAAUUCACACAGGGCAGAAACCUCAUGAAUGUAAUGACUGUGGAAAAGCCUUUGGACAAAAGUCACACCUCAUCAUACACCAGCAAAUUCACACAGGGCAGAAACCUCAUGAAUGUAAUGACUGUGGAAAAGCCUUUGGACAAAAGUCAGGCCUCAUCGUACACCAGAGAAUUCACACAGGGCAGAAACCUCAUGAAUGUAAUGACUGUGGAAAAGCCUUUGGACAAAAGUCAGGCCUCAUCGUACACCAGAGAAUUCACACAGGGCAGAAACCUCAUAAAUGUAAUGACUGUGGAAAAGCCUUUGGACAAAAGUCAGACCUCAUAAACCAUCAGCGAAUUCACACAGGGGAG
This is a messenger RNA of Lepus europaeus (European hare), 3873 nucleotides long. Its product is annotated as zinc finger protein 585A-like. The annotation marks the transcript as partial. NCBI's taxonomy places the organism in Eukaryota, Metazoa, Chordata, Mammalia, Lagomorpha, Leporidae. The record is from RefSeq and is a predicted model, not a curated record. The transcript has 4 exons.